Messenger RNA from Gekko japonicus, 314 nucleotides. Its product is annotated as 26S proteasome non-ATPase regulatory subunit 10-like. Lineage: Eukaryota; Metazoa; Chordata; Lepidosauria; Squamata; Gekkonidae. The record is from RefSeq and is a predicted model, not a curated record. The transcript is spliced from 2 exons. The annotation marks the transcript as partial. Gene Ontology annotation, molecular function: protein binding.
GCUGGCUGGAGUCCUCUGCAUAUUGCAGCAUCGGCUGGUCGAGAUGAGAUUGUGAAAGCGCUGAUCAAGAAAGGCGCCCAGGUGAACGCUGUCAAUCAGAACGGCUGCACGCCUCUGCAUUACGCGGCCUCGAAGAACAAGCAGGAGAUCGCACAGAUGCUGUUAGAGCAUAAAGCGAAUCCAGACGCCAAGGAUCACUUGGAAUCGACUCCACUCCAUAGAGCAGCAGCCAAAGGAAAUCUAAAAAUGAUCCAGAUCCUUUUGAAGCACAAAGCCUCGGCCAACCUACAGGAUUCAGAGGGAAACACUGCUCU